Molecule: messenger RNA, 1704 nt
Organism: Juglans microcarpa x Juglans regia
Lineage: Eukaryota; Viridiplantae; Streptophyta; Magnoliopsida; Fagales; Juglandaceae
Product: aldehyde oxidase GLOX
Exons: 1
Coding region: 1-1704 (567 amino acids)
Source: RefSeq, a predicted model, not a curated record
AUGGCCUCCAAGAACCCUUCUUUAUUGAUCUUGUUUCCAAUAUUCUCUGUGCUUAUUGGUUUGUCUCUGUAUUCAGUUCGUUCUUCGUCGGACGUUGAGAUUCUGAAGCCGUCUUCCGCAUGGAUGGGUGGAAAGUGGAUCCUACUCCACUCCAGCAUUGGUGUUUCGGCCAUGCACAUGCAGCUCUUGAAGAACGACAAGGUCAUCAUCUUUGACCGAAUGGACACGGGCCCCUCCAACCUCUCUCUUCCCAUAGGCGAGUCAUGUGUUCUUAAACCCAAAAAGCCCGCAGACUGCACCGCGCACUCUCUAUUGUACGACUUAGUUUCCGGCACUGUCCGUCCCCUCCUCGUCAAGACAGAUACGUGGUGCUCCUCCGGCGCCGUUUUCCCUGACGGGACUUUAAUCCAAACCGGCGGGUACCAUGACGGGGAUCGCGUGGUCCGCAAGUUUACCCCCUGCGAUGACGAGACCUGCGAGUGGAAAGAGCUUCGGUGGGGUCUUGAGAACCGCCGGUGGUACGCGACCAACCAAAUACUACCCGACGGCCGCGUCAUAAUCAUGGGAGGCCGGCAAGUUUACACUUACGAGUUCUUCCCAAAGAGCUCGGUAAAAGGCAACUCGUCGUCGAGUUAUUACAUGAACUUCUUGAGGGAGACGAUGGACCGUUACGCCGACGAGAACAAUCUUUAUCCGUUUUUGCAUCUCAUGCCGGAUGGGAAUCUUUUCGUUUUCGCUAACAAGAGGUCUAUCUUGUUCGAUUAUAAACGUAACCGGGUGGUGAAAGAGUUCCCGGUUAUACCUGGCAAGUUCAAGAGAAACUAUCCAAGUACGGGGUCGUCGGUGUUGCUUCCUUUGAGGCUGAAUGGGACAGACUUUCCCGAAGCGGAGGUGAUGGUAUGCGGAGGAGCACCGGAGGGUGCGUUCAACAUGUCAGAUACGUUUCAUGUAUUCGUAUCAGCGUCCAAUACCUGCGGAAGGCUGAGAGUGACGGACCCGAAGCCCCAGUGGGUGAUGGAGGAGAUGCCAAUGCCUCGGAUCAUGUCAGACAUGAUACUGUUACCUACCGGCGACGUGAUCCUGAUAAACGGCGCAAUGAACGGAACGGCAGGCUGGGAAGACGCCACGAACCCGGUUUACCACCCGGUUCUUUACAGGCCCAAAGAUCCCCGCCCGGAACGUAGAUUCGUGGUGCUCAACCCGUCAAUGAUUCCCAGGAUGUACCACUCGACGGCAAUUCUAUUACCGGAGGGCAGUAUAUUAGUGGGUGGGAGUAACCCUCACCAGAAGUACAACUUCACGGGGCGUCCUUUCCCAACAGAGUUGAGUCUGGAGGCAUAUCGCCCGUAUUACAUGUAUCCACGGUUCUCUCCACAGCGCCCUUCGAUCCUAACGGUGGAGUCCCAGGACAUGAGCAUAUCGUACGGGCAGACUUUUUGGGCCACAUUCGUGUUGAACAUGUACCAGCCGGAACGGGGGAUCUCGGUGGCGCUCAUAGCGCCGUCGUUUACCACGCACUCGGUCGCCAUGAACCAGAGAAUGGUGGUCUUGGAGGUGACUGUACUGGAGCAGUUGUCCAUAUUUACUUAUAAGAUUACGGUCAAUGGGCCCCCCACAGCCACGGUAACCCCACCUGGGUACUAUAUGCUCUUCGUAGUCCACGCUGGAAUCCCGAGCCACGCUGUCUGGGUGAAGGUUCAGUGA